CGUGGCGGAUGUUCAUAUGACGAGGAAGGAAAAACACCCUGCUGGCUGUUGUUUACAAAGGGGUUUGAACUUAAAUGACUUGUUGUCGCGUCAGGUGAGAUUGUGGAAACGCACGGUGACGUAAUGUGUAGUGUGUAGCUAACGUUACUUCACGUGAUUACCGUCCACUUUAACGUCAGCUGUGGAAAACACGCGCACGUGAGCUAUGGAGAAAACGUUCAGUCAGUGGAAGAAGCAGUGUCUCAACAAACUGGACGUGAGUAAGAAGGGAAGCGUGGACGAGGACAUCUCCAAUAUGGUGUCUAUGCUCAACAGCCGCGAGGAGUACUUCACCACCAGCUCCUGCUCCGGGAGAGUCAUCCUCAUCGAGCGGACUGCAGGAAGCGCCGAUAUUCACAAACAGAAUUGCGUUUGGCUCUUUGUCUCACACCAGAAAUGUACAUCGGAGGACCUGAUGUGUGGAUUGGCCAGGUCCACUGGAGAUGCCGUGUUUAAGUUUGAGCCCUUCGUGCUCCAUCUUCAGUGUCGGCGGCUGGAUGACGCUCAGCUGGUGCAUUCUGUGGCAGUGAACUCCGGCUUCAGGAACUCCGGUCUCACUGUCAGCAAGACGGGAAAAGUCAUCACGGCUGUCAGAAGCACCCACGGACUGGAGGUUCCUCUCAGCCACGAAGGAAAGCUCCUGGUUGAACAAGAGUACAUCAAUUUCCUUACUCAGAUUGCCAAUCAGAAGAUGGAAGAGAACCUGAGGAGGAUUCACAGGUUCUACCAGAAUCUACAGUCGGCCCUGACUAAAGGGAAACCACAAAAACUCGAAAUUCCAAAUCCACCCAUCUCGCUGAAACCACAAGACAAUCAACUGGAGACAGAGCGGGGGGAAGAACCAAAGGAGGAGGAAGAGCAGAAGAAUACAAGUGUGUAUCAACGAAGGCGAAAACGAGAACACCACCAGCGAGCUGACUGUUGUCAUGGUGACAGGGCUAGCCUCAUGCCAGAGCUGGAUGACUGUCUGGAUCUGUUCACAUGAAGCAGUAGCUCUGCAAACAUGCUGGCCGGCUGCUAUCAUGACUAGAUAGUAGUGCAGACUGUCUAGCUGGGCCUCACCAAUGUCAUCACCAUGGUAACCCACACUGCACCACUAAGUUGCUCCAGUCAAUAGAUCAGAGUAAUGGAUCAUUUCUACAUGCAUGGAUUUAUAAACAUUCCGUAUUCAUCUAAAAAUUAUCAAAUGUAUUAUAAUAGAGCUAUCAACAAGCUAAAUAGGACAACUUGUGUGUUUUUUGCCAUUUGCGUGAUCAUGUGACCUGCCGAUGGAUCAUAGAAAGGUGGCGACAGAUCAUGUGACCUGCCGAUGGAUCAUAGGAAGGUGGCGACAGAUCAUGUGACCUGCCGAUGGGAUUAUAGGAAGGUGGCGACAGAUCAUGUGACCUGCCGAUGGGAUUAUAGGAAGGUGGCGACAGAUCAUGUGACCUGCCGAUGGAUCAUAGGGAGGUGGCGACAGAUCAUGUGACCUGCCGAUGGAUCAUAGGGAGGUGGCGACAGAUCAUGUGACCUGCCGAUGGAUCAUAGGAAGGUGGCGACAGAUCAUGUGACCUGCCGAUGGGAUUAUAGGAAGGUGGCGACAGAUCAUGUGACCUGCCGAUGGAUCAUAGGAAGGUGGCGAUGAUCUUGCGAUCUUUGCGUCUAACUAAGACGCUGCGCUACUUGUCGCUGUGUUGUGGUACAUUCUCAAUAAAGUUUGAAAACAAACACUUAGGGCAAA
Pungitius pungitius (ninespine stickleback) is the source of this 1759-nucleotide messenger RNA. RefSeq names its product tRNA-yW synthesizing protein 3 homolog (S. cerevisiae) (gene tyw3). Bases 206 to 1024 code for a protein of 272 amino acids. The record is from RefSeq and is a predicted model, not a curated record. Lineage: Eukaryota; Metazoa; Chordata; Actinopteri; Perciformes; Gasterosteidae. The transcript is spliced from 6 exons.